AUGAAGAAGCCCGUCUGCUCGGUCGGGGUCCCCUCACACGCGAAGAAGAAGCCGUCUGCUCGGUCGGGGUCCCCCUCACACCGGAAGAAGAAGCCGUCCUGCUUCGGUCGGGGUCCCCUCAACACGCGGAAGAAGAAAAGCCGUCUGCUCGUCGGUCCCCCUCACACGCGAAGAAGCCUCUGCUCGGUCGGGUUCCCCCUCACAGCGGAAGAAGAAGCCGUCUGCUCGUCGGGUUCCCCUCACACGCGGAAGAAGAAGCCGUCUGCUCGGCUCGGGUUCCCCCUCACACGCGGAAGAAGAAGCCGUCUGCUCGGUCGGUUCCCCCUCACCAUCGCGGAAGAAGAAGCCGUCUGCUCGGUCGGGUUCCCCUCACAACGCGGAAGAAGAAGCCCGUCUGCUCGGUCGGGUUCCCCUCACACGCGGAAGAAGAAGCCGUCCCUGCUCGGUCCGGGUUCCCCCUCACACGCGAAGAAAGAAGCCGUCCUGCUCGGUCGGGUUUCCCCUCACACGCGGAAGAAGAAGCCGUCUGCUCGGUCGGGUCCCCUCACACGCGGAAAAGAAGCCGUCUGCUCGGUCCGUUCCCCCUCACACGCGGAAGAAGAAGCGUCUGCUUCGGUCGGGUUUCCCCCUCACACGCGGAAGAAGAAGCCGUCUGCUCGGUCGGGUUCCCCCUCACACGCGGAAGAAAGAAGCCGUCUGCUCGGUCGGGUCCCCUGCUCUCGGUCGGGUUCCCCCUUCAACACGCGGAAGAAGAAGCCGUCUGCUCUCGGUCCCCCUUCACACGCGGAAGAAGAAGCCGUCCUGCUCGGUCGGUUCCCUCACACGCGGAAGAGAAGCCGUCUGCUCGGUCGGGUUCCCCUUCACACGCGGAAGAAGAAGCCGUCUGCUCGGUCGGGUUCCCCUUCACACGCGGAAGAAGAAGCCGUCUGCUCCGUCGGUUCCCCCUUUCGGUUCCUCACACGCGGAAAGAAGCCGUCUGCUCGGUCGGGUUCCCCUCACACGCGGAAGAAGAAGCCGUCUGCUCGGUCGGGUUCCCCCUCACACGCGGAAGAAGAAGCCGUCUGCUCGUCGGGCGCGAAGAAGAAGCCGUCUGCUCUCGGUCACACGCGGAAGAAGAAGCGUCUGCUCCUCGGGUUCCCCCUCACACGCGGAAGAAGAAGCCGUCUGCUCGGUCGGGUUCCCCUCACACGCGGAAGAAAGAAGCCGUCUGCUCGUCGGUCCCUCACACGCGAAGAAGAAUCGGUCCCCCUCACACGCGGAAGAAGAAGCCGUCUGCUCGGUCGGGUCCCCUUCACACGCGGAAGAAGAAGCGUCUGCUCGCCGGGUUCCCCUCACACGCGGAAGAAGAAGCCGUCUGCUCGGGUCGGGUCCCCUCACACGGAAGAAGAAGCCUCUGCUCGGUCGGGUCCCCUCACACGCGGAAGAAGAAGCCGUCUGCUCGGUCGGGUCCCCCUCACACGCGGAAGAAAAGCCGUCUGCUCGUCGGGCGCGGAAGAAGAAGCCGUCUGCUCGGUCGGGUUCCCCCUCACACGCGGAAGAAGAAGCCCGUCUGCUCGGUCGGGUCCCUCUUCACACGCGGAAGAAGAAGCCGUCUGCUCGGUCGGUUCCCCCUCACACGCGAAGAAGAAGCCGUCUGCUCGGUCGGGUUCCCCCUCACACGCGGAAAAAGAAGCCCGUCUGCUCUCGGACGCGGGAAGAAGCCGUCUGCUCGGUCGGGUCCCUCACACGCGGAAGAAGAAGCCGUCUGCUCGUCGGGCGGAAGAAGAAGCCGUCUGCUCGGUCGGGUCCCCUCACACGCGGAAGAAGAAGCCGUCUGCUCGGUCGGUCCCCCUCACGCGGAAGAAGAAGCCGUCUGCUCGGUCGGGUCCCCCUCACACGCGGAAGAAGAAGCCGUCUGCUCGGUCGGGUUCCCCUCACACGCGGAAGAAGAAGCCGUCUGCUCGGUCGGGUCCCCCUCACACGCGGAAGAAGAAGCCGUCUGCUCGUCGGGUCCCCUCACAAGGGACGCGGAAGAAGAAGCCGUCUGCUCGGUCGGGUCCCCCUCACACGCGGAAGAAGAAGCCGUCUGCUCGGUCGGGUCCCUCACACGCGGAAGAAGAAGCCGUCUGCUCCCGGGUUCCCCCUCACACGCGGAAGAAGCCGUCUGCUCGUCUGGCCCUCACACAGCGGAAGAAGAAGCCGUCUGCUCGGUCGGGUCCCCCUCACACGCGGAAGAAGAAGCCGUCUGCUCGGUCGGGUCCCCCUCACACGCGGAAGAAGAAGCCGUCUGCUCGGUCGGGUCCCCCUCACACGCGGAAGAAGAAGCCGUCUGCUCGUCGGGUCCCCCUCACACGCGCGAAAGAAGAAGCCGUCUGCUCGUCGGGUCCCCCUCACACGCGGAAGAAGAAGCCGUCUGCUCGGCGGGUCCCCCCGCGGAAGAAGAAGCCGCUGCUCGGGUCCCCCUGA
Molecule: messenger RNA, 2445 nt
Organism: Penaeus vannamei (Pacific white shrimp)
Lineage: Eukaryota; Metazoa; Arthropoda; Malacostraca; Decapoda; Penaeidae
Source: RefSeq, a predicted model, not a curated record